AUGGAAGAGGCCAGUAUUUCAGUAGAUCAGGACCAGUUCAGCUGUCCAGUAUGUCUGGAUCUGCUGAAGGAUCCAGUAACGACUCCUUGUGGACACAGUUACUGUAAAGUUUGUAUUAAUGGACACUGGGAUCAGAAUGAUCAGAGGUCAGUCUACAACUGCCCCCAGUGCAGAGAAACUUUCACUCCAAGGCCUGUUCUACGCAGAAACAACAUGCUGGCUGGAGUGGUGGAGGAACUAAAGAAGAAACUUCAAGUUAUUCCUCACUGUUACGCUGGACCUGGAGAUGUGGAGUGUGAUUCCUGCACUGGGAGAAAACUCAAAGCCAUCAAGUCCUGUUUGGUGUGUCUGGCUUCUUACUGUGAAACUCAUCUUAAACCUCACUAUCAGUCUCCUGCCUUCAAGAAGCACCAGCUGAUCACAGCCUCCAAACAGAUACAAGAGAAGAUCUGCUCUCAACAUGGAAAACUGAUUGAGAUCUACUGUCAUACUGAUCACAGCGGCAUUUGUUAUUUGUGUAUGAUGAAUGAGCACAAAGGCCAUGAUACAGCUACAGCUGCAACAGAACGAUCCAAGUACCAGAAUCAGCUAGUGGAAAUGCGUAUGAAUUCUCAGCAGAGACUCCAGGAGAAAGAGAAGAAGCUGCAGGAGGUGAAACAGGCUGUGAAGACUCUUAAGGUGAGUAGUGAGCAGAGAUCUGCUGGAGCAGCUGUUUCACAGCUCAGUCAGACUCUCCUCCAGUCAGACAGUGAGGAGUCCAGUGUUGGACACUUAGAGAUCCUACACAGCCACAAUGUGGACAGUGAGUCAUCUAGAGUCCCAGUGAGAGAGUGAAUGAUAGCUGGUGUGUAAAUGGAGCUCCAUCUU
Colossoma macropomum (tambaqui) is the source of this 867-nucleotide messenger RNA. RefSeq names its product E3 ubiquitin/ISG15 ligase TRIM25-like. The transcript is spliced from 2 exons. Lineage: Eukaryota; Metazoa; Chordata; Actinopteri; Characiformes; Serrasalmidae. Gene Ontology annotation, molecular function: zinc ion binding. Bases 1 to 834 code for a protein of 277 amino acids. The record is from RefSeq and is a predicted model, not a curated record.